AUGGCCGACGACUCCUCCACGUCUGCGUCCCAGCAGCUAUCCGCCUCCACCUCCUCUCUCUCCCCCACCAAGAUCUGCUCCAAGACAUACAAGAAGGCCUCGCAGCUAUAUCUCACACGGCGACUGCAAGAAUCGCUUACCGCCCUGGAACCUGCCAUCACCGGCGUCCACGACCAGGAUGCCUCCGCCCCGCCCAUCGCCUUCGCCUCCCCCACGUGGCGGAUCAAAGUCUGGAACCUGUACAUCACCCUGCUGAGCUCCAUCGUCGACCUGGGCCCCGAAGAGGGCAAGAAGGACUUCGGUCAGAAAGAAUGGAAGGCCAUUUGCACCCAGGUGCGCGAGGGUGGCAUCUGGGAAACGGUCGUACAGGCUGGGUAUAAGGGGCUGGAGGGCUCGGUAGAUGCAGAGGUGGUCCAUAACUUAGCAAUGCUAUUGUUGAAGCACUCUCCCUCGCAAGUCCUCAACCAGCAACGUCUGGAGACCUACCUCUCAUCCUACGGCCAGCCGAAUCUAGACAUCGCCGAACACCUCAACUCCCCCACGCAACGAUCCGCCCGACCCAACGGAGGCACCGACACCCCCAAGGACCUGGCAUCGCGCGUCCGCAUCAUCGAACUCUUCACCCUGCACGUGCUCCCGCGCAACGAGGAGUGGGAGUACGCCAGCGAGUUCAUCAACCUCAGCGAGGUUCUCGACGAGGAGCGGAAGGAGCACUUUCUCCAGAUGCUUGACAGCAUCAAGGAGGAAAAACAACAGGGUGAGCUACGGGCCGCCGCACUCCAGCGCGAAAAGGACGCCGAGAUGGAGCGUCAGGCGCGCGAGGCGGAGCGCCAACGAGCCGAGGAGGCUGCGGCCGCAGAACGCGCCGCCGCCGCCGCCGCCGCGGCAUCCACCCAGCAGAGCAAACACGCCCGCACCAACAGCGAAGUAGACUAUGGGAUCGAAAAGUCCCGGCGCAACGGCACCGUCAAGGGACGGGGAAAGACCCGCACGGCGUUCUCGCCACCAGCUGGCUCGAAGAGCGUCAGGAAAGCCGACAAGCCCGAGGCGCGGGCACGACAGACGCGCGCGCUCGGCACCGUCCUGCGCAAUCUGUUCCAGUACUUCUCCAAGACGGUCGCGGGCAGUCCGAUGUCGUUUGCGCGCACGCUACUAUUCCUCCUCGGUCUACUGGUGGCGCUGAGCCGGCAGGACGUGCGCGAGCGCAUCCGGCGCAUCACCGGGGCCGGGUGGCAGAAGGUGAAGGGGACGAUUGGGAUGGGGGUGAAAGUGAGCUAUAUCUGA
Molecule: messenger RNA, 1284 nt
Organism: Aspergillus terreus NIH2624
Lineage: Eukaryota; Fungi; Ascomycota; Eurotiomycetes; Eurotiales; Aspergillaceae
Gene: pex26
Product: protein pex26
Exons: 2
Coding region: 1-1284 (427 amino acids)
Source: RefSeq, a predicted model, not a curated record